Messenger RNA from Necator americanus (New World hookworm), 489 nucleotides. RefSeq lists its product as uncharacterized. Gene Ontology annotation, cellular component: cell periphery; lamellipodium; cytoskeleton. Bases 1 to 489 code for a protein of 162 amino acids. The record is from RefSeq and is a predicted model, not a curated record. NCBI's taxonomy places the organism in Eukaryota, Metazoa, Nematoda, Chromadorea, Rhabditida, Ancylostomatidae. Gene Ontology annotation, molecular function: integrin binding. The transcript has 3 exons. Gene Ontology annotation, biological process: negative regulation of focal adhesion assembly; negative regulation of substrate adhesion-dependent cell spreading.
AUGGACUUUUCUUUCUCAACAUGUUAUCUAGGCGACACUAAAGUGCGUUUCUUUGAACGACCCAACAACUACAGUGCCGCUGCUCAUGAGUUUCUUCGUUCUAACGAGGAAAAUGUUGUGGAUCAGAUUGAAAAUGCUCAGCUGGAUGGGAUUUUACCAUUAGAAGCUAAGGACUCGCAGAAAGUUAAUAUACGUGUUUCAAAACAUGGUGUUUGGAUAAGCAGAAACAUAGAUUCGACAACAAUCGAUCGCAUACCUCUUGUAAACAUUGUAUUCUCACUGGCUUACGAUGAUGGGUUCACUCGAUAUAACGUUGCAAUGGUUGUAAAGGCUCGUCAAUAUGAACCAGAAUACAAAUGUCACGUAUUUCAAUGCAACUCAUUGCGAGAAGCAGAUGAGUUUCUACGAAAGAUCGACCAUCUUUUUGACUCUGUCGUUGACACUAUUGAGAGUAGAGAAGCGGAGGAAUGCGAAUGGGUUGAUGUGUAG